Molecule: messenger RNA, 1074 nt
Organism: Boleophthalmus pectinirostris (great blue-spotted mudskipper)
Lineage: Eukaryota; Metazoa; Chordata; Actinopteri; Gobiiformes; Gobiidae
Gene: ak2
Product: adenylate kinase 2
Exons: 7
Coding region: 91-816 (241 amino acids)
Biological process (GO): ADP biosynthetic process
Cellular component (GO): mitochondrion; cytoplasm
Molecular function (GO): ATP binding; AMP kinase activity
Source: RefSeq, a predicted model, not a curated record
UGGCGCCCUCUGUCGGUCGCACUCGGCUGCGCUGCGUGCAGGAGGACCUCACGGACAGACUUCGGUAAAAGUUUGUUCCCCGCUCCAGACAUGGCCCCAACCGUCCAGCUCAAAGAGGCAGUGGCCGAUGUGAAGGAGGGCAUCCGGGCCAUCCUGCUCGGACCCCCGGGAGCAGGGAAAGGGACCCAGGCCCCUCGUCUGGCAGAGAAGUACUGUGUGUGUCACUUGGCCACAGGGGACAUGCUCAGGGCCAUGGUGGCUUCAGGCUCCGAGCUCGGGAAAAGACUCAAAAAGACCAUGGACUCUGGAAAACUGGUGAGCGAUGAGAUGGUGGUGGAGCUCAUCGAGAAGAACCUGGACACGCCUCCCUGCAGCAAAGGAUUCCUAUUGGACGGAUUCCCCCGAACAGUCAAACAGGCAGAGAUGCUCGAUGAGCUUCUGGACAAGAGGCAGGAGAAGCUGGACUCUGUCAUUGAGUUUGCUGUUGAUGAUUCUCUGUUGGUUCGCAGGAUCUGUGGCAGACUGAUCCAUCAACCCAGCGGCCGCUCCUACCACGAGGAGUUCAACCCGCCCAAAGUGCCCAUGAAAGAUGACGUGACCGGGGAGCCCCUCAUGCGCCGCAGUGACGACAACGAGACGACCCUUCGCUCUCGUCUGGACGCGUACCACAGACAGACCGUGCCCCUGGUGCAGUACUACAGCACCCGAGGCAUCCACACCGCCAUCGACGCCGCGCAGAACCCCAACGUCGUGUUCGCCUCCAUCGUCGCCGCCUUCACCAUUGCCACGGAUUCUCGCGCCGCUGCCUCAAAUUGAGUCCAGAGCUGCUCCCGGGACUGGACUUGGAUCUGGAUCAGACCUGGAUCAGACCUGGACUCAGAGAUGGACAGACAGACGGAGGGAGAGAAUCCACAAAAAGUCACACAGAAUCCUCAUAGUUUACAAAAAGCGUGUUUGAUUUACUGCGAGUCUCUAAUAAUGUGACCACAUUUUCUAUUGACUGUCCAUUAUACCAGCAUCACUACAGCUGUCUUGAAACGUUCUCCUCAAAUAAAUAAUGCUUUUCUAUUACAA